Apaloderma vittatum (bar-tailed trogon) is the source of this 2013-nucleotide messenger RNA. RefSeq names its product WD repeat domain 93 (gene WDR93). The record is from RefSeq and is a predicted model, not a curated record. Gene Ontology annotation, biological process: electron transport chain. Gene Ontology annotation, molecular function: protein binding. NCBI's taxonomy places the organism in Eukaryota, Metazoa, Chordata, Aves, Trogoniformes, Trogonidae.
AUGGCUGUGUACGUCCGGAAGCAUCCCCUGGAGAUUCCUCCCCCAUCUGAAAAGGACUGGCUAAAGGAAGACGAGGAAGAUUUCUUCCUGCAGGAUCCUGAUCGAAUGCGUGAUGCGCUGCCUCAGCCCUUCAGGAUGAUCAACAAACUGGUGAUGCUGGUUUUUGAGAAUGCUAUGGAAAUCAUUGAAAGAAGGGAGAUGCUCCGAGAAGCGGAAAAAUUAAAGGUUCAGCCCACAAAAUGCCUUCCUACAGCUGAAUUCCAGGUACCUGGAAGAGCCAAUUGCUUGACAGUGUCUGGAAAAUACAUCUUUGUCGGUCUGUCCAUGGGUCUGGCUGCCUUCAAGGUGUUUGACUGUAAGGAAGUCUGUGCUUGGGAUGCAGCCAAGAGGGAAAUUUGUGCCAUCCAUGCUUCGGAUUUGGGGAACGAGUGCCACGUCCUGUUUGCUGUGGAUGAAAUGGGGCUUGUCUGGCUCCUGUGCUUUCAAAAGGAAAGCUUCCUUCUUGUUAAAAUCCUGAAUGAAAUGGAGGAUAUCAGUAAACAAAGUAGGUGUGUGGAGGUGGUGCUGUCCCCAGGAGGUGAUUAUGCAGGAGUCCUGCUGCAAGACAGCACAAAAGCUUGGCUGGAGAUUUACCAGUUGCCCAAGGAUUCCUGGCUGAAGGAGAUGGAAAAGAACCCAGGAGCUGCAGCAGGGCUGGCUUGCAGGGAGAGGAGAUCAAGUUGGACAUCUGUGGAGUCUCCUGUGUCUGCAAAAAAAGCUGAUGCGAAGUUGAGUCUCCCAGUGCUGCUGCUGAAAGUGAAGCCACCCAAGCCUGUUACAGGCAGUAGUUUUAAAAACCCUUUGGAUGCCUUGAAGAAAGUGGACGAUGCCAGCAUGCUUGGCUUGGGGUACAAUCACCUAAUCAAGGACUCCCAGUGGGAACAGCAGGAAGCAAUCUUCCACAGCACUUACCGGGAGUAUCUGCAGGCAGAGAGUGAAGGAGAGAGCAAGGAGGAGAUCCUUAGACAUGCUACUUUUCAUUUUCUCCUGCCUGGUCGAAUUCUGCAGGUGGGACCUGAAAUGAAAGUACAGCCAGAUAUUCCAACUGGCAUCAGUGUGCACUGGAGUGAAUGCCACAAUCUCUGCUUCUACUUACUUAACCGUCCACUCAGGGACAAAGUGGAUUCUGAUCCAAAACCUGAUGUUGUGUGGCCAUGUGCAGCUCCAAUUGCAUGCUCAGCUGUCAGCUCCUGCUCCAGGUACCUGGCACUGGCAUGUGAAGAUGCAACAAUAACUAUUUGGGAUAAACACCUAGGAUACCCACUGUCUGUGACAGCCAUUCUAGAGGAACGUCUCAUCCAUAGCAUCCACUUCCUGCGGAGUUCUACAGCUGCCAGUGAUGAGACAUCUUGUCCUGGUACAGAUCCUGCUGGUCCCACUGUGCAGCUUCUAGUGCUGUGUACAGACAGCUCUUUCUAUUUGGUGAAAGCCCUCAGGGCAGGGAAGUCCAGCGUUGAACUCCUGACAGACAGGCCUGAAGAUCCAAAUCUUGCUGUCAGCGCAGUGGUGCCUGUCCUGGCAUUCCCCAGUGCAGCCCUGAUCUUCUCCUAUGAUGGCACAGUGUCCACAUCGCAGGUUAUUUGCUGCUUCGGUAUUCCAUCUUCUCAUGCUGUAGUAUCUCCCUGGCAGCCAGUGUUCACAGUGGAUAAUGUGAAUUGGUGCUUGCUGUUUCAAGAACGUGAGCAGCAGCGGGCAGAUGCAUCGGCGGAGGGCAGAGCCAGUCACAGCACCAUUUUACUUUAUGUCUUCAAUUCCUACCCACUGAAGGAGGCUUUCCCAGAGGAACCAGAUUUGCCUCUCAAAUCGUUGCAGAACCUGCCAUGGAUUGAGAGAUGUAACAUUUUCUUACGUGAUAGGCAGCAGAGCCUGCUGGGACUCAGGGAGCAGUUGCCUGAGUACUGGAGUCAGCUGCAGGCACAAGCAGCUGCCAUGGAUGAGGAGAGACAGAAAGUGAAGGGACAGAAGAAGCUGUAG